AUGAUUUGUUACAAAAUUAAAUGGUCUACUUUAUCAAUUAGCGUUGCUUUAAUAAUCAUCAUUGUCUAUGCAAGCAGUGGAUUGUACACUCUGCUUGAUAUAACAACAGUGAUGUCAAUGCCAUUCGUUAAUGACAAUAAUGAGACACAUCUAUGGCCUAUUACAUCUUCUUCAGUGGCAAUGUUCCUUGAUUGGAUAUCACUUUGUGUUUACUUUGCCAUUGCUCUUCUAACUAUUUUUCUUCUUUGUGCUAUCCAAUUAAAUAAAUCAUGGCUUUUAUUUCUAUGGUCCAUAGUCAUGAUAUUUAUGUUACUUAUUGAUGGUAUUGUUACUAUACUUUCACUUCGACAAUAUCAACAACAAGUUUAUCGACUAUCGAAACAAGUGAAAAUUCUAUUUUUUCUCAUGAUUAUUCGUCUCAUUGUUUCAUUGUGUGCUAUUUGCAUAAGUAUUUUUCAUUUUCGCCAAUUAAACAAAGUUAAAUCAGAAUAUUUAAAUAGACAAAGGAUGUUAAUUCGUUACAAUACGGAAUGUGCCUCUCCAUCCUAUGACAGUUCGUGGACACGUUCUAUUGGCUUUUUAAAUCCAUCAAAAGAUGCUAGUGAUGAACAUUUAAUGCUUGAUCUUCCAUCAUCUAUCUCAGUGCCAAGAACGAAUAUUGCUACUGUUCAACGUCAACAAAAAUCCACCAUGUUUCAUUCAAGAAAAUCACUUCAUCAACAAUCAGAAUAUAUUGAUUAUCGUCAUCAACGGCCCAUAAGUGAAUGUAACGAAAAUUUUCGAUAUAAUAUACCAUUACAAGAACGAUUUUAUCAACAGAAAACAUCAGAUAUUGAAGGACUCUAA
Molecule: messenger RNA, 846 nt
Organism: Rotaria socialis
Lineage: Eukaryota; Metazoa; Rotifera; Eurotatoria; Philodinida; Philodinidae
Source: the annotation of a GenBank genome assembly